AUGGAGGAACCGGCGCCGCCCGCGGAUGCGGAGCCUUCAGCACGCACCGGAGAGGGGGAAGCCGCGGCCGAGUCCUGGAACGAAAGCGGCCCGGAGCAGAACAGAGCCGGCAGCCCCGCGGACUCCGACGGCCGCGGCGAGUCCUCGGGGAGCGCAGAGAACGGCUCCGUGCCCGCGGCGCCCAGGAAGCGCGGGCGGAAGUCCAAGGCGGAGCUGCUGGUGCUGAAGCUGUCCCAGGACCUGCAGUGCCCGGCCCCCGAGCCCCUCUGCGUGCAGAAGGUGCUGGAGGGCAGCGAGGCCUCGGAGGGCCUGGAGGCCGCCCCCGGCAGGCGCCCGAAGCGGCGGGCAGCCAAAGUGGCGUUGCUUUACCUUCAGGAGCUGGCGGAGGAGCUGACAUCUGCCUACCAGCCCCCAGCUCCCAACGAGGGUGCCCAGGAGCCAGAGCCUGAGCGUGUCCAGAAGAAGCGUCGGAGAAAAAAGGAGGAGGAAACUGACAGCGAUGAUCCUGCACAAGACGCUGACUUUGUGCCCUCAAAGGAGGUGUUGCUGCAGGCCGAGGAGGAGGAAGGGAGCGAUGCUCCGCUCAGCGAGGUGUCAGAGUCAGAGCUGGAGCCAGUGCGGCGGCACAGCGUGAAAACAUCAUCGGCAGGGAGGUCCAAGCCCCAGUGCCGAGGCCUUGCUCCCAACGGCUUCCCCAACUCCGUCAUGGCCCCGGUGGAGAAGAGCUCCAUCAUCACCUGCAGCCUGCGGGAGCAGAAGUACUCUCAGUGGGAGUUCCCUGACUGGAUCCCUCUGGUGCACAAGUGGACGUGUCUCUCCGAAAGUGAAGCUGCCCCAUACCUGCCAGCAGAGGAGAAGUCUCCCCUCUUCACUAUCCAGCGGGAGGGCAUCGAAGACAACGGUGCUUUGUACAGGCUGAACAGGUUCAACUCCCUGCAGCCCCACGAGGAGCGCCUGGACGUGUCGUUCUUUGUGGGCGGCCCCGUGUGGGCGAUGGAGUGGUGCCCAACCCCGGAGGGCUCAGCGGCCGCCCAGUACGUGUGUCUGUACUGCCACAGGAGCAUGGAUGAGACGCACAGCGUGGCGGGGCUUCACAGGGGCCUGGCACUGCUGCAGCUCUGGAGCCUGGGCACGCUGCAGCAGGAGGGCUCUGCCGACAAAGCUGGGCUGGCCUACGCUGUUGCUACCGACCACGGCUGCGUCUGGGACAUGAAGUUCUGCCCCAGCGGUGCCUGGGAGCCGCCCAGCACCUCCCGGAAGCACCCUCAGAUGAGCCGGCUGGGCCUCCUGGCUGUGGCCUUCUCGGACGGCAGUGUGGUGCUGUACGCCCUCCCGCACCCCGGCGCCCUGCAGAGCUGCAAGAGAACCCAGGUAAAAGAUGGGUCCCUCCCCAAGCACGUUAUCUGCAAGGUGCAGUGUACCACCACGCUCCAGGUGGGCUCUAUCCAGGCGGGGAGCCCAUCAGAAAGUGGCCAGUGCUUCAGCCUCUCCUGGAUGCCAUCCAAGCCCCACCAUCACCUUGCAGCUGGUUUUUAUGAUGGCACUGUGGCCAUCUGGAACCUGCUCACCAAGUCCCUGCUGCAGCGUGUGUGCCAGCCCGACGGCUCCCUCAAGCUCUACCCCUUCCAGAGCUUCCUAGCCCACGACCAUGCUGUGCGGAGCAUCGAGUGGUGCAAAGCCAACAGCAACUUCCUGGUCACGGCAGGGAAUGAUCGGAAGAUCAAGUUCUGGGACCUGCGGCGGCUCUACGAGCCCAUCAACAGCAUCAAGCGGUUCCUCAGCACCGAGGUGGCCUGGUUGCUGCCCUACAAUGGGGUUACCGUGGCCCAGGACAACUGCUAUGCCUCUUACGGUCUCUGUGGGAUCCACUACAUUGACGCCGGGUACCUGGGCUUCAAGGCUUAUUUUGUGGCCCCUCGCAAGGGGACUGUGUGGAGCAUAUCUGGCUCGGACUGGCUGAACACGGUGGCUGCCGGAGACAUCACCGGCGAGCUGGUAGCUGCGGUGCUGCCUGACCUGGCCAUCAAUCCCCUCAACGUCAAGCGCUCGUCGGACCGCAGAUUUCCAGUCUACAAAGCUGAUCUGCUGCCCUGCGGCCCCACAGGACCAGAGAAUGGCGAGCAGGCACUGCCAAAGACCAGGCUCUACAGCGAGAUGGUGGCGAAGGCCUACAUUCGGUUUCGGGACACGGACCUGCGCAGCUUCAAGAACUUCUCGAGCCGGGAGCCCAUGCGCAGGAUGCAUGCACAAGAGGUGAAGGCAGAGCUGAGCCUCGACCGCCUGCAGCUGGAGUCCCUGCACAAGGUGCGCUUCAGCCCCAACCUGGACUCACACGGCUGGCUGGUGUCAGGCGGGCAGGCUGGCAUCGUGCGGGCGCACUGCAUGGCAGGGCUGGCAUCUGGCACAGACCAGCAUCUGCUGCCGCAGUGCCGUGCCCGCUUCAGCUCGCUGUACGGGGCCGAGCCGUGCAGCCCCGGCCCCGCCACACCCUCCCCGCUGCCAGCCGAGUAGCGGGGGGCCCCUCACCGCCGCCACCUGCAUUCGCCCGCAGCAGCAGCUCGGGUGUCUGCGCUGCUGGGUGCCAGGGGCUGUGUGCCCCUCUUGGUGCUUCUUACCCGGGGCCUGCCCUGGGGAGGGAUGGUUGCUCCUGGCU
Messenger RNA from Oxyura jamaicensis (ruddy duck), 2653 nucleotides. RefSeq names its product general transcription factor IIIC subunit 2 (gene GTF3C2). Gene Ontology annotation, cellular component: transcription factor TFIIIC complex. The transcript is spliced from 18 exons. The record is from RefSeq and is a predicted model, not a curated record. Gene Ontology annotation, biological process: transcription by RNA polymerase III. Bases 1 to 2511 code for a protein of 836 amino acids. Lineage: Eukaryota; Metazoa; Chordata; Aves; Anseriformes; Anatidae. Gene Ontology annotation, molecular function: protein binding.